CUAAUUGAAUAUUUAAAUAAAACACUGGCAUGAAUCCUAAUGAAGAAUCCGAUUUAACCAACCACCCCAUAAAUGAAACGUUCGAGCAGCGUGGAUACAUCACCAGGCACGAAUGGGGAGCUCGUCCUCCAAUAAGAGUGAAGAAACUGGUCCACCCUGUACCAUACGUUUGUAUAUCAUAUAACGACACUACACAUCCUCACAGUAAAGAGUUUAUCAAACAAACUCAACAAGCACAUAUAGAGAGGGGCAUGUGGGACAUACAGAGCAAUUUUAUAGUAACGAUAGACGGAACCCUAUAUGAAGGACGAGGAUGGGAUAUUGCACCGUCGAGGAUGUUUGAGAAACUGGCAAAAUAUAAUGGAAAAUUCUUUGAAGUUAGCGUCCUUGGUAGAUUGCCAGGACCUGCAAAACAAGACGAUCCUUUCUUCAAGGAGAUAUUAACAUUGAUAAGCUAUGGAAUGCAAAGCAACAAAAUCAGUUUGUCUUUUGAGUUUAUUCAAGAUAAGGAAGGUUUGCUCAUGUUGGACCCAGCUCAACGUCAUUCUCUGCCGCCGAAGGAGGAAGAGGAAAUAAUACCAACGCCCGCGUGAUGUUAACUAC
Messenger RNA from Macrosteles quadrilineatus (aster leafhopper), 603 nucleotides. Its product is annotated as peptidoglycan recognition protein-like. Gene Ontology annotation, molecular function: zinc ion binding; N-acetylmuramoyl-L-alanine amidase activity. Gene Ontology annotation, biological process: peptidoglycan catabolic process. The coding region runs from base 30 to 593 and encodes 187 amino acids. The transcript has 4 exons. The record is from RefSeq and is a predicted model, not a curated record. NCBI's taxonomy places the organism in Eukaryota, Metazoa, Arthropoda, Insecta, Hemiptera, Cicadellidae.